This is a messenger RNA of Biomphalaria glabrata, 624 nucleotides long. RefSeq lists its product as uncharacterized. The coding region runs from base 1 to 624 and encodes 207 amino acids. The transcript has a single exon. NCBI's taxonomy places the organism in Eukaryota, Metazoa, Mollusca, Gastropoda, Planorbidae. Gene Ontology annotation, molecular function: G protein-coupled receptor activity. The record is from RefSeq and is a predicted model, not a curated record. Gene Ontology annotation, cellular component: membrane. Gene Ontology annotation, biological process: G protein-coupled receptor signaling pathway.
AUGAGGGUCAAGAGAAUCAUCACCCGGAACGUCGCCAUUGUGGUCAACGUAUGCAUCUUCAUUGCGAUCCUUUCCUACCUGCUUCCCCCUCUCGCGGUUACGUACUAUGAGUGGAGAGUGGAUCCGAGGAAAAACAGGAGCUUGAUAUUUCUUGUCUACCAUGACAACGCUGAGAGCGUUUUUAAAGUAUCGUACAUGGUAUUAGAUCUUUUCCUACCAUAUUGUACGUUCUUCGUUUUAAUCGUCUGUAACACUGUCAUAGUCUUGACGCUUAAGUCUAAGUCCAAGUGGAGACAGUCAACUACUGGACAUGGUGUGAACCAGUUGUCCGGAAAACCAGAGAUAUCUACCAAGGAAAAGAAGUUGGUCAUCAUGCUGGUCACUGUGUCAACAAUCUUCAUCGGCUGCCUCUCUCCCCAGUCUGCAAUGCUGACCGCACUAGGCAUUGUGCGUGAGUUGAAGAUCAACGGACCCUACUUUGACUUGUCUCUGUUGGUCUAUUCGUUCACAUUUCUACUGGAGACCAUCAACUGUAGUGUUAGUGUCUUGGUCUAUUACAACAUGAGUUCAAAGUUCAGGGACAGAAUACACUCAUGGUUUCCUUGUUGUAAAUUUAAAACAUGA